GUUCUUGAAGAACACACGUGUUUCAACAACUGUCUGAAUCGAUGACCUCUGCUGCAGGUACUGAAGAUGCUGGUGAUCGUGGUGGUGAUGUUCAUCAUCUGCUGGCUGCCCUUCCAGCUGUACUACGUGCUGCAGUCCAUCUUCCCUGUCAUCAGCCAGUUCCGGUACAUAAAUGUGAUAUUCUUCUGCUCACAUUGGCUCGCCAUGGCAAACAGCUGCUGCAAUCCUUUCAUCUAUGGCAUCUACAAUGAGAAGUUUAAGCGCGAGUUUAAGAGCAAAUUCCAGCGAAGCGCUUGCCACGAAGCACGUGACUCGUUCGAUCACGACGACGCCUCAGAAGAGCUCAGGUCACGCUUCUCGAGGUCACUGAAGGGCAAACUCUGGGCGGGUUCCUCCACGAAGUCGACCCUGGACCGCGGUGUCUCCGUACCGCUGAAGGAGCUGGAGCCGCUGUCCGGCCGCCCCCCGGCCGAUGCCAAUGGACCCGUCUGAUGUCGGGUCACGCCGCCAGGGGCGGCUCCAGGUCGGCGGCCGCGGCCGGUCGGCCGCCGGCGGACGGUGACCU
Molecule: messenger RNA, 565 nt
Organism: Pollicipes pollicipes
Lineage: Eukaryota; Metazoa; Arthropoda; Thecostraca; Pollicipedomorpha; Pollicipedidae
Product: neuromedin-K receptor
Exons: 4
Coding region: 67-492 (141 amino acids)
Biological process (GO): G protein-coupled receptor signaling pathway
Cellular component (GO): plasma membrane
Molecular function (GO): G protein-coupled receptor activity
Source: RefSeq, a predicted model, not a curated record